This is a messenger RNA of Nymphaea colorata (pocket water lily), 1391 nucleotides long. Its product is annotated as mRNA-decapping enzyme subunit 2. The coding region runs from base 336 to 1307 and encodes 323 amino acids. Gene Ontology annotation, cellular component: cytoplasm. The record is from RefSeq and is a predicted model, not a curated record. Gene Ontology annotation, biological process: deadenylation-dependent decapping of nuclear-transcribed mRNA; nuclear-transcribed mRNA catabolic process, nonsense-mediated decay. Lineage: Eukaryota; Viridiplantae; Streptophyta; Magnoliopsida; Nymphaeales; Nymphaeaceae. Gene Ontology annotation, molecular function: RNA binding; manganese ion binding; 5'-(N(7)-methylguanosine 5'-triphospho)-[mRNA] hydrolase activity. The transcript is spliced from 8 exons.
GUCGUCCGUCCUAAGACGCUUCAGUGUGCACAGUUCUCCCCAUUUUUCCCGACACAGUAUGAACUAGCAGAAGAAAAUAAUGGCGGCCUAGGUCGCGCUUUGGUGUGGGAAAUUCGGAUAUCCGAAUACAGGGAAGGGAGGAUCCAGAGCCGGCGGGAGGUCCACUCCCCCGUCUUCUUGCUCCCUUUCCGUCGGCUCAUUCGGGCCUGGGCCGGGCAGAAAGAAUUGCGCGACGACGAGAAGGCUGAUUCGGGCUUCCUGUUUAGGGAGGGAGGAGGGAGGAGUGAGGGAGAAGCAAUCGGAGUUGGAUUUGGUCGGCGUGGUGGCAGGGUGGCAUGGCGGGCAUCCAUCGCUCGUCAAGUGCUUCCUCUAAGACAGGUCUUCCUCCCCAGGAGCUCCUCGACGAUCUUUGCAGCCGUUUUGUUCUGAAUGUCCCUAAGGAAGACCUACAGUCUUUUGAGAGGAUAUUGUUUCUUGUAGAGCAAGCCCAUUGGUUUUAUGAAGACAACUCAGUGGAGCAGAAUCCAUCACUCAAGUCACUUUCUCUGAGGGAAUUUACCUCUUUGAUGUUUAAUAGCUGUGCAGCACUUAGACCGUAUAUUGCUCAUAUUGAUGACAUAUACAAGGACUUCACAUCCUACAAAGUUCGGGUACCAGUGACGGGUGCAAUUAUUUUGGAUGAAUCCUAUGAGCGGUGCUUGCUAGUGAAAGGUUGGAAAGCUGGUGCAAGUUGGAGUUUUCCCCGUGGAAAGAAAAACAAGGAUGAGGAGGACCACGCAUGUGCAAUCAGAGAGGUAUUGGAGGAAACUGGGUUUGACAUUUCCAAGCUUUUGAAGUUGGAAGACAAUAUUGAAGUUGUAGUAGGGCAGCAAAGAGUGAGACUCUACAUUAUUGCUGGAGUGAAGGAAGAUACGGUCUUUGCACCUCUAACGAAGAAAGAAAUAAGUGAAAUUUCUUGGCAUCGUCUUGAUGAGCUUCAGCCAGCUGGUAAUGAUGUAAUAUCCCGUGGAUCAAAUGGGUUGAAGCUGUUUAUGGUGGCCCCCUUCUUGAUGCCUCUUAAAGCGUGGAUUUCUGCACAUUAUCCUACAGGUCAGAAAUCUGAUGUGUCUGUGAAAGGUGCAACAUGCUGGAAGGCAAAGGCAAGCUCAACUGGAAGCAUGAGUGAUGCAAUACCCUCUACAACUGUUGUAGAUGGGGGUGCCAGUGCACCUUCGACUGUCAUUAGUCCUGGUAAAAUCUUCAGAAACUUCAGAUUUGAUUCUGGUCUCAUUGUAAGGGCUCUGGAAGCUGCCUUUGCCAGCAGUUAGCUGGUGUUUCGUAACCCCUUGUAUAUGAAUGGCUAGAUAACUGUUCUUCUCUUAAUGUGGAAAUACAAUUCUCUAGUUUAUUUA